Hyla sarda is the source of this 489-nucleotide messenger RNA. RefSeq names its product figainin 2-like. The record is from RefSeq and is a predicted model, not a curated record. The transcript has 3 exons. NCBI's taxonomy places the organism in Eukaryota, Metazoa, Chordata, Amphibia, Anura, Hylidae. Bases 30 to 365 code for a protein of 111 amino acids.
UCUGCGCUUUCUGUACCAUACAAUCAAACAUGGCUUUACUGCAGAAAUCGUUUUUCCUUGUACUAUUCCUUGGAUUAGUUUCCUUGUCUGUCAGUAGAACAGUGAAAAGACAGGAAGAAGAAGAUGUGAACAAGGCUGAUGAAAGCGAGGGAAAAGAGGAGAAUGAGUCAAAGGAAAAGGAAAAUGAAGAAGAGAAAGAGGAAGAAGAAGAGGAAGAAAAAGAGGAAGAAAAGGAAGAAAAUGAAGAGGAAGAAGAAGGCAAAGAAAAACGUGAAGAAGAGGAAAGGGAAGAAGAUGAAGGGGAAGAAGAUGAAGGAGAAGAAGAUGAAGGAGAAGAAGAUGAAGGAGAAGAAGAUGAAGAGUAGAAUGAUGAAUGUGAAGAAAAGAGAGAUUUGGAACAAACUGUAACCAAAAGCAAGGGAGGUCUUCUUGGCCGCCGUUAAUAAAAUGUAAUGUUUCAUCUGUAAGGAGCACAAUUACUAUUAGUUG